This is a messenger RNA of Stylonychia lemnae, 1578 nucleotides long. Lineage: Eukaryota; Ciliophora; Spirotrichea; Sporadotrichida; Oxytrichidae. The record is from the annotation of a GenBank genome assembly.
AUGUUAAGUUCAAAUUAAUUGAAAAUUAAGCCUUUCACUGUGAUUGUAGCAGCUGCUAAAAAUGAAGGUAUUGGCUUUAAAGGAGACCUACCUUGGCCUAAAAUUCCUAAAGAAAUGAAGCAUUUUGUAAAUGUGACCACUACAAAAGAACCUCUUGGCUUUUCUAUGGGAGAAUUGGUUGGAAAAGACUGUUUUUUCCAAAACAAUUUCAAAUUUGCUACCUCUCCCGUCUCAGAUAAAAUCAAUGCGGUAAUUAUGGGAAGAAAGACUUGGGAUUCAAUCCCACUUAAGUUCAGACCACUUUAGAAAAGAAUGAACGUUAUCUUGACAAAUCAGACUAAUCUUGAGGACACAAAUGACGAGAAUGGUUUGAUUCAGGUUUUUAAUGACUUCUAAGUUGCCCUCGAGAAUCUCUCAAUGAAUCCAAGGAUCAAUGAAAUUUUCGUUAUUGGUGGUAGCACUGUCUAUGAUUUGGCUAUCAACAAGUACACUGAGUUCUGCAAGCUAAUUAUCAAAACCAGAAUCAAUCGUGACUAUGAAUGUGAUACAUUCAUGCCAAAAAUUGAUGAGGAGAAUACCUACUCAAAAAUAUACAUUUCCCAAACCCAUUAGCACGAUGACAUCACAUUUGAUUAUUGCUUCAUUGGAAAUAAAAAAAUGCUAUAACACAAGCCUGAGUUAAUGCCAACAAGACUAAUGUCAAAGUACAAGAAGCAUCCAGAGAUGUAAUAUCUUGAGAUCAUCAAGGACAUCAUCGAAACUGGAAGCGAAAAAGCUGAUAGAACAGGUGUUGGAAUUAUCGGUAAAUUUGGAUAUCAAAUGAAAUUUGAUCUUGAGGAGAGUUUCCCAAUUUUAACUACUAAAGAUGUAUUCUGGAGAGGUGUAGCUGAAGAGCUAAUCUGGUUUGUUAAAGGAGACACUAAUGCAAAAAAUCUUAGUGAUAAGAAAAUAAAGAUCUGGGAUGGUAAUGCUUCAAGAUAGUUCUUAGAUGGAAUUGGCUUGAAAGAAAGAGAGGAAUGGGACCUUGGGCCAGUCUAUGGCUUUUAAUGGAGACAUUUCGGAGCUGCAUACGACACUAUGCAUUCUGAUUAUACUAAUUAAGGAUUCGAUCAACUAGCUGACGUAAUCAAUUAAAUUAAGAACAAUCCAACUAGCAGAAGAAUCCUGAUGAGCGCCUGGAAUGCAGCAGAUUUAAAGAAAAUGGCUCUUCCUCCUUGUCAUAUAUUAGCUUAAUUCUACGUUACCGCUGACUAAAAACUAUCCUGCCAGAUGUAUUAAAGAUCAUGUGAUAUGGGUCUUGGUGUUCCUUUCAAUAUUGCUAGCUACUCCUUAUUGACUUGCAUGCUGGCUUAAGUAUGCGGUCUUAAGAGAGGUGAAUUCAUCCACGUCCUUGGUGACGCACAUGUUUAUAAAAAUCAUGUUGAACCUUUGUAAGAGUAGUUGAAGAGAUAUCCCUAUCCAUUCCCUUAAUUAUUACUGAACCCAGAUGUCACUGAUAUCGAGCAGUUCAAAUUCUCAGAUUUCAAACUAAUAAACUAUACUCAUCAUCCUAGAAUCAAGAUGGAAAUGGCUGUAUGA